Messenger RNA from Alnus glutinosa, 602 nucleotides. RefSeq lists its product as uncharacterized. The record is from RefSeq and is a predicted model, not a curated record. NCBI's taxonomy places the organism in Eukaryota, Viridiplantae, Streptophyta, Magnoliopsida, Fagales, Betulaceae. The transcript has 6 exons. Bases 76 to 438 code for a protein of 120 amino acids.
UUAGGAAAGAAGAAAGGUGUGGAAAGAGAGUGUUGUCUGGCGUUUAAUCGGGAGAGAGGUGCAGCAACAGCAAGCAUGGAUGAAAUUGAAUUCCGACGCCUUCUUGCUCUCUUCCCCAUCGUCCGAUCUCGCGAUUACCAUGUGGAAUCAGAGGCAUCAAGAGAGUCAACCUCUAAGUCAACGCAGAAGGAGGUGAUAAAGGAAUGGCAAGAUGCAUGGGAUGAGGGGGAUACAAGGGAUGUUGAGAUUCAAGGAAAUAGCAAAGAUGAUGCAUUUUGGGGGAAGCUAAAGUUGGCUGCUGAGAGGAAGGUGGGGGCAGCAGAAGCAGAGAGAUUUUGCAAGGCUUUUCAAGUAAUUCAUAAAAGAGUUGUGCAUGAAGAACUGAGUUUAGAUGCUGCUAGGAACUCCAUAAACUCGUCAAAAAGCUCUGAAGAAUAGUUUCAUGCAGGCUUUCUUCGUUUUCUUCUCUCUUGAGGAGUACGUGAGAGACUUGGUUUGGAUGACACAUUGUAAUCUUAGUGUUUGGAUUUAAUUAUUGUGUAACAUUGAAUUAUGAAAUUAAUUUUUUGAUAAUUCAAACUAUAAAUAUAUAUAUAUAUAUA